GGUUGCUGUGAGCUAGGCUGAUGCCACGGCACUCUCGCCCAGUCAACAGAAUGAGACUGUCUCAAAAAAGGAUUAGGGAGGUGGGUGGUUGAAACAAGGGUAGGAAGAAUAAGAACAAAGAUGUGGUGGCUGGAUGGAGGAGAUGAGCAUUUGUAUAUUAUGUACCAGGCUUUGCUAGGUGACAUAUUCAUUUGCUCCUCUGGAUGGCGUGUGAGGUAGGUUAUAGUAUCUCCAUUUUGUAGGUAAGAAAACAAGCUCCAAGAGGUUAAAUGACUUACCUAAACCACAACAUGCUGGUAAGUGUCAGAGCCACUAUGUGGACCCAGAUCUCUCUGACGACAACUCUUUUGCCCAUAUGCUUUGAUACCUCAAAGACCCAUGCCUAAAGCAUGUGUGUGUACCAUUUGCUGUGUUUUGCCUUCAGACACUCGGUUUGACCUGAUUUCUGUAUGUUGUCGUCUUGUGUACGCCUGGUCCCCACAACAGUCCGCCUUGUAGAUUCCCUGAUCUGCAAUUCUUCCCGUUCCUUCAUGGAUUUGAAGGCUCUCCUUUCCUCAUUGAAUGACUUUGCAUCCCUCUCAUUUGCUGAGAGUUGGGACAAUGUUGGAUUACUGGUGGAACCAAGCCCACCACAUACUGUACACACACUCUUCCUGACCAAUGACUUGACUGAGGAAGUGAUGGAGGAGGCGCUGCAAAAGAAAGCAGAUCUCAUUCUCUCCUACCAUCCACCUAUUUUCCGACCCUUGAAGCGCAUAACCUGGAAAACCUGGAAGGAGCGCCUGGUGAUCCGAGCUCUGGAGAACAGAGUUGGUAUCUACUCUCCUCACACAGCCUACGAUGCUGCACCCCAGGGCGUCAACAACUGGUUGGCUAAAGGACUUGGAGCUUGCACCUUUAGGCCCAUACAUCCUUCCAAAGCACCCAACUACCCUACAGAGGGAACCCACCGAGUAGAAUUCAACGUUAAUCACACCCAAGACCUGGACAAAGUCAUGUCUGCAGUAAAAGGAAUCGUAGAUGUUUCUGUUGCUUCUUUUUCUGCUAGGAUUGAUGAUGAAGAACAAACACGGAUCAGUCUGAAUUGUACUCAGAAAGCUUUGAUGCAGGUGGUGGCUUUUCUCUCUCAGAACAAACAACUUUAUCAGAAGACUGAAAUUCUAUCACUGGAGAAGCCGUUGCUUCUGCAUACUGGAAUGGGACGAUUGUGCACACUGGAUGAAUCUGUCUCCCUGGCAACCAUGAUUGAGCGAAUCAAAAGACACCUAGAACUAUCUCAUAUUCGCUUAGCUCUUGGAGUAGGAAGGACCUUAGAGUCCCAAGUCAAAGUCGUGGCCCUUUGCGCUGGCUCUGGGAGCAGCGUUCUGCAGGGUGUCGAGGCUGACCUUUACCUCACAGAAUACAAACUUGGUGUUUCUGCUGUUGUGGUUCAGCAUUCCACAGAUUCCAUGUCUAAUAUACCCUCAUACAGAGAAGAAAAAGGAGGGCUGUAACGGAGAGGCGACUCCAAGAAGCCACACAAGCAGAUGGGGACGGCAGAGCCCGAGGUUUCGAGAAAGCUCCUCUUGGGGAUGUAAAAUACACGUACCCUGUGCGGCUUCGUGGCCCAGAGCACCAAGUCGAAGUCCCCACGCCCGCCCAAGGCCUCACGGGCCUCGGAGCCCCGCCACGCCACGCCACCUCCACUGUUUGAGAGCCACAGGUUCCUCUUCCUCCGGACUUUGCCCUCCGUUCCUUGGAUGGCCUCGAAUGCCAUUAUCUGCCACUCUCCUCCCAAUGUCUGUCGCGAGCUGACUCCCGCUCCGCGCUCCCAGAGGGCCCCACACAGACCCUCCUCUAUGGCCCCAAGGCGCCCUCCGGAAACAGGCUGCUCAGGCAGCGUCACCCAGUGGCACCCGGGGUGAGUGACAGUUCCAGAAAGCACGCAGCCCGCCCCACCCGCGCGCGGAGCCCAGCCCAGGGCCUGGCCGGCGCGGAGUCCCC
Messenger RNA from Lemur catta (Ring-tailed lemur), 1983 nucleotides. RefSeq names its product NGG1 interacting factor 3 like 1 (gene NIF3L1). The transcript is spliced from 7 exons. The coding region runs from base 450 to 1493 and encodes 347 amino acids. The record is from RefSeq and is a predicted model, not a curated record. Lineage: Eukaryota; Metazoa; Chordata; Mammalia; Primates; Lemuridae. Gene Ontology annotation, cellular component: mitochondrion; cytoplasm.